GCUGCCCUCUUUCUCUCUCUUCUCUCCUACUCGCUCCCUCCCUUCCCUCCAUCUCUCUCUCUCUCCCUCUGUAGAUAGUGUAUGUAGCUCCUAUGAAGGCCCUGGCAGCAGAGAUGACAAAUUACUUCAGUAAGCGGUUGGAGCCACUGGGCAUUGCUGUCAAAGAGCUCACUGGAGACAUGCAGCUAACCAAAGGGGAGAUUCUGCGUACACAGAUGCUGGUGUCCACCCCUGAGAAGUGGGACGUGGUGACCAGGAAGAGCUUUGGGGACGUGGCCCUGUCCCAGAUUGUAACGCUCCUCAUCCUGGACGAGGUGCAUCUGCUACACGAGGACAGAGGUCCAGUUCUGGAGAGCCUGGUGGCCAGGACACUACGACGGGUGGAGUCGACCCAGAGUAUGAUCCGUAUCCUGGGUCUGUCGGCCACGCUGCCCAACUACCUGGACGUGCCUCCUCCUCCACGUCAACCCCUACAUCGGCUCUUCUACUUCGACAGCCGCUUCAGACCCGUGCCCCUCGGACAGAGCUUCGUAGGCAUCAAGACCACCAACAAGAUCCAGCAGCUUCACGAUAUGGAGGAGGUUUGCUAUGAGAAGAUUCUGGAGCAGAUCAGAAAUGGACAUCAGGUGAUGGUGUUUGUCCAUGCUCGCAAUGCCACGGUGAGGACAGCCAUGGGGCUGAUCGAGAUGGCUAAGAACCGUGGAGAGUCUUCCUUCUUCCAGCCAGACCAUAGACCAGUGUGACUACGGCCAGUGUGAG
Messenger RNA from Salvelinus sp. IW2-2015, 759 nucleotides. Lineage: Eukaryota; Metazoa; Chordata; Actinopteri; Salmoniformes; Salmonidae. The record is from RefSeq and is a predicted model, not a curated record.